AGCCAAUUCAAGGUCUUUUGAAACCUCAUUCUCAAGCUCACUUCGGUGCAAUUAGCUGGUCAUCACACAAGGUUUGACUAGGCCUCUAAUUAGCUGGCCUUAAUUAGUAGUUUAUAUCAGACAGUAGUUUACCCCGCACCAGUCCGCCCUAUUGGCCCAGCCUAGCAGUUAGGUUAGGUUUAAUCUCUCAGUGUUUGACUAUUAAGUAAGUCCUUUUUCUUAAGCAUACUUAUUGUACUCAAUAUGAGCGAGAGUAUUGCCGAUGGCAUUGCCAAUAGCCCAAUUUCACUUAGUGCCGCGUCAGGUACUACAGAUCUGAAGAGAAAACGCCAGAAUAGCGCUGCUACCCUAGCUAGGUCACGGGAGCCUGUUGUGUCUUUCCAUGUCGGCAGCGAAUUGCGACAGACCCCUCAGUUUUCAUUCCUGUCAUACGUAUGGGGCACUGGCCUUGACUCUGAUUGUGCAUCGUGUGGAAGGCAUUUCCUUCCCGACGGUGAACCUCCGAUACGAACCAUCGGCGCCGGAAACAGCAGCUCACAACCAUCUGUCAUUGAUAUCACUCAGGAUCCAGUAUCGCCGUGGAAUCUUAGAAUAUUUAACAGACACCUCGCCUGCAUUAAAGCUGACAAGGUCGACUAUGUUCCCAUUUCUCAUGCCUGGCACGCCACGGUGGCCACUGCGCAGGAUCUUCGUCUUGAGAGCAUCGACGUUUCCAGGCUGGUUUACCAAACGCCACUCAGGACUCUCCUGGCGCUUACGGCCAAGUUUCCCGGUUGCGAAAUCUGGCAUGACUACCUGAGCGUUCCACAAUGGCGCCCUGACGUUCAGGGACGGCUCCUCCUUGCGAUACCGGACAUAUAUAACCACGCCGCAAAAACUGUGAUCUAUCUGGACGACGUCGGGGCAACCCAUCUCUUGGGCCAGGUUAAGGAUUCUCCCUACGACAAGUUCAUCAUCGACUUUGCGGCCAUUAUUCGGUCUCGAUGGUUUGACCGCAUGUGGGUGACACUGGAGUACAUUCAGAGUAAUCAUGUCAUAAUUCUUACGGAGGAUUACACGAUAUGUGAUGCCUAUGCCAGGGAUAUAUGUCAUCAGUUAGACACUGCGCAUUCAAAAUGGAUUAAAAGGCGAAGCAAUUCGACUGUCACGGAGGACAUCUGGAAGCAAAAUACAACUCUGAAAAGGAUGACUUCGUGGAUAGAUAUGGAGGCAUGGAAGAAUGAGCACGACAUGCAUCGAACUCUCGGGUGGGCAAUCGGAAUACUAGGCCACCGGAAGUGUCAAUAUACAAGAGAUUACUUCUUGGCUCUAGGGAAAAUGCUUGACUUCCGGCCGGAACAAGAUCCUCUUGUUCUCAUCGAGAACCGCUUUCAAUACUUCUUUUCUCUGGUGACAUAUGCGCUACAGCAGGGCGACUACUCCCCCCUGUUGUUCAUCCCGUCGCUAGGUGAAGACGCGGACCCCCGAGCACCGUGGCUGCGUGGAUACUCGACGGGAACGUGGAAACUUUGGGACAUGGGCAGAUGCCAUAGGAAGGCGACCUCUCAGCCAAUCAUUCGAGACGGCAAGAUCCAGCCCCGACUCCAGACGGUUGGUAUCAUCGAAAGGUUCGAGUACUACGACUUUGGAGGAGAUGCGGAAUCGGUCAUGGACUACAUUGUAUCCAAGGUAGUCCGGACAAGCGGCCAGGAUCCCCAAGCUCUAUGUGAGGCUGUGGAUCGCGUAUUCCCCCGGAACGAAAAGAAAGCAGUGAAUAUGGAAUGGAAAGACGCAAAACAUGAGGAUGCCUCUGCCUCGAUGUUGAAGUGCGACUGGGACAAGAUACAGGGACUUCUAGAAAAAUACGGGCCGUUGCUAGACAUCGAACCAGGGCAAGAGGCAACUCAGCAGAGGUUAGAGAUUGCGAAGAAGAUGAUUGGAGCCUUGAAGCUAAGCAAAGAAGGCAAGGACGCAAGAGAGUCACGCCUGGAGCUUGCAGCCGGAGAAGCAGACUGGUUCUUGCGAGAGUACGGAACGCCCAUGGAAGGAAUUAGUCAGAUCAGAUGUAAGAUUUGUAGGCGGCGAUCCGUGUUCCGACUAGUUAUGUGGGGAGCCUACCCCAUACGUAGCGCAAGUCUAUAGAAUUCCUGGGCUGCUUUAUGAUGAGAAUGUUCCCAAUGGUAUCGGGAUGGUGGUGGAGCAUAAUAGGAUUAUCGGGAAGAUGAUGUAUGGAACGCCUGCUUGUGGAUGCUGUCAGUCUGAUUUGGUUGAACUAGGCUCAAUAAAACCUUAGCCAAUGCCUAUUAAUAUAUGAAAAGGUGUUAGUUUCAACAGCCUGGCACAAUAAUAACUGUAUUAUAGUAAAC
Molecule: messenger RNA, 2345 nt
Organism: Fusarium redolens
Lineage: Eukaryota; Fungi; Ascomycota; Sordariomycetes; Hypocreales; Nectriaceae
Exons: 1
Coding region: 244-2121 (625 amino acids)
Source: RefSeq, a predicted model, not a curated record